Messenger RNA from Plasmodium berghei ANKA, 1743 nucleotides. Its product is annotated as tRNA N6-adenosine threonylcarbamoyltransferase, putative. NCBI's taxonomy places the organism in Eukaryota, Apicomplexa, Aconoidasida, Haemosporida, Plasmodiidae. The transcript has a single exon. Gene Ontology annotation, cellular component: cytoplasm; EKC/KEOPS complex. Gene Ontology annotation, biological process: tRNA threonylcarbamoyladenosine modification. The coding region runs from base 1 to 1743 and encodes 580 amino acids. The record is from RefSeq and is a predicted model, not a curated record.
AUGGAGAGCAUCUCAAAAAAAAAAAUGUAUAUUUUAGGAAUGGAAGGAAGCGCUAAUAAGUUAGGAAUAAGCAUAAUAGAUGAAGAAAUGAAUAUACUUGUAAAUAUGAGAAGAACAUAUGUAUCAGAAAUAGGGUGUGGUUUUAUUCCCAGAGAAAUAAAUGCUCAUCAUAAAUAUUAUAUAAUUGAUAUGAUAAAAGAUUGCUUAAAUAAAUUAAAAAUAAAAAUAACAGAUAUAGGAUUAAUAUGUUAUACUAAAGGACCAGGUAUAGGUUCAGCAUUAUAUGUAGCAUAUAAUAUAUCAAAAUUAUUUUCUUUGCUUUUUAAUAUAUCGGUUAUAGGGGUGAAUCAUUGUAUAGCUCAUAUAGAAAUGGGAAUAUUUAUUACAAAAUUAUACCAUCCAAUUAUUUUAUAUGUUAGUGGGAGCAACACACAAAUUAUAUAUUAUAAUAAUUAUAAAAAAAAAUAUGAAAUAAUAGGGGAAACUUUAGAUAUUGCUAUUGGAAAUGUUAUUGAUAGAUCUGCUCGAAUUUUAAAAAUUUCUAAUUCGCCAUCUCCUGGGUAUAAUGUAGAAUUAUGGGCUCGAAAAAAAAAACUAUUAAGAUUAUUACAAAAGAUUGAGGAAAAAGAACAAUUGGAAAUCUAUACAGAAAAAGAAAAACAAACUUUUAUUAAGCAUGACAAUGAACACUGCAAUGAAAAUUAUCAAAAUCAUAUUUACAAUAAUAAUGAUGAUGUUUUAGUUUCUAACACAAAAGAUGAUUCAUCAUUAAAAUUUAAUAAAAAAGAAAAUUAUUUACAAUCGUCAUAUUAUAAUGAACUAUUACAAUUUCCAUAUACUAUUAAAGGUAUGGAUAUAUCUUUUAGUGGUUAUGAUUUUUAUAUUAAUAAAUAUUUUUCAAAAUAUAUAAAUAAAAAUAGCAAAAAGGGUAAUCCACAAUAUAAGCAUAACAAGAAAAAAGGAACCAACAAAAUUAAUAAAGAUGAAGAUAAUAAAAAAAAACAAAAAAUAAAUGAAAAUAUUUCUCCAAAAAAUUAUAAUGAUCAAAAUUCAAAUAUUAUAAAUGAUGAUAAUCUAACCUUAGAAGAAGAUUUGUAUCAAGACUCCAAAAAUGAUUUUAAUAAACUUAUUCAAAACAAUGAAAAAAAUAAUAAUAAACAAACAAAAAUAAAUACAAAUCAUAUAUUACCCAAUUAUAGUUUUUUGCAUGGAAUGAAAGGAAGUUCUUAUUAUGAAGAUAAUAUUAUAUACAAAAAUGAAAACAAACAAAAUUAUGGUCAGAAUAAUGAAUAUUAUGAUGACAAUUGCUCAAUAGAAACGAGUUCAGAUUUUUAUGAAAAGGAUUUACAAGAACUUAUAUAUGAAGAGGCUGAAGCUAUCAAAUUAACUGAAGAAGAAAAAAGAAAAAUUCAAAUAUGCUAUAGUUUACAACAUCAUAUAUUUAGUAUGCUAAUUGAAAUAACCGAAAGAGCUAUUUCAUUUACAAAUAGUAAAGAAGUAAUUAUUGUAGGGGGGGUGGGAUGUAAUAUAUUUCUUCAAAACAUGAUGAAAAAAAUGGCAAAACAAAAAAAUAUAAAAAUCGGAUUUAUGGAUCAUAGUUAUUGUGUAGACAAUGGUGCUAUGAUUGCUUAUACUGGAUAUUUAGAAUAUUUAAAUUCAAAAAAUAAAAAUGAUUUUAAUUUCGAAAAUAUAUCUAUUCAUCAGCGAUAUCGAACAGAUGACGUUUUUGUUACGUGGCGAUAA